Messenger RNA from Spirodela intermedia, 3266 nucleotides. Lineage: Eukaryota; Viridiplantae; Streptophyta; Magnoliopsida; Alismatales; Araceae. The record is from the annotation of a GenBank genome assembly.
AUGGCGCUGCUCAUCGCCGCUGCUGCCGGUCCUCGGCCGCUGCCUUCUCCCCAUCGCCACCUCCGAAGCCCCUGUCGGAGCCACACCGGUGGCUGCGUACUCCGCCUCAGAGGAAUCUCCAGCCGGUGGCUCCUUCGGGGACUCCCGCCGGCGUCAGGCGGGCCAUCGCUCCCGGGUCCUCCGGCGGAGGAGGAGGGAUGGUCUUUGUCUCUGCUUCGUGUGGCAGCUCCCGCCAUUCUCUUCUUCGUGGGCUUGGGAGCCGCCGGUGUUCCCCUCGCUCGCUCCUGCAAUAUCCGAUCCCCCGUCGUCACCGCAGGUGAAGCCCUGCAGCAUCAGGAUUCCAGAGUACGGGAGCUGGUGAUCGUUGGGAAUUUUUUAUUCUCCUUCGUGUUCAAUUAUGAUCUUUGAAUUAUAUCCCAAUUUUGAAGAAGAGGGAGGAUGGUUUUCGAUCCGGCUUUUUCUGUGCAUUCAUCCGCGAAGUCUUUUAGGGUUGAUGUGUGGCUUUCUUUGGUAUAUAUUUUUUGUUUCUUUGGAAUGAUCAUGUAUUUAACCUCCAAUUUGCAUUGAAUUACAGAGAAUGAGCUCACAGAUAGUUCUGACCCGGGUAACGAGGCGGGAGAAGAAGAAGAUGAGGAAUGGAGGAAGGAAUUCGAGAGGUGGAAGUCCAAGACGUAUGCUCUGACAGUUCCCCUCAGGAUUGUCGCCCUCCGUGGCUCAUUACCUCCUUCAUGGAUCAAGGUCUAUUUGCUCCGGCGAUACUCUGCAUGAAUCUCUUGUCUGCAUUUUUUUUUUUCCUAUUUAGGGUUCUUCGAUGAAAUGAUUGUUUCCUCAUCCUGUCCUCCUCUUGUGGAAUAUAGGAUUUCAUUCAAAUCCAUGGGAGAAGGCUGAAGCUGACCCCCAAGUUCCGGGGGAGUCUUGAUUCUAUUUUUUCUGAUCUGUCCUUGACAGCAAGAACAGGUCGGCUUGAGCCCAAGUCUGCCAUGGCUGCAGAUAUUGUCUCUGUCGGCGACUCUUGGCUAACUUACGCUAUUACUGAGAGGUUGAUCGAGCCCAUACAAGGAGCAGAAGAACACGAUUGGUUUCAAAACUUGAGCAGCAAAUGGAAGGUAAAAAAACAGCCCAUCCAUACCCCAAUGGCACCUGACAACUCGUCAGGCUAUUUUUUUUAUUUAUUAAAAAAUUAAAAAGACUAGCAUGAGUGAGCCAUCCGCAAUCCAUUCCCUCCUGUUGGAAUUUCAUCAAGUUGAGACAUUCAUCUGAUUGAAAAACGAGCUGGUCCACAGCAUGUACAUUAUCCAACCCAAACUUCAUUUUUUUCUGGAACUCUGUAUAUCUGAUUGAACGAGGAAUAUGAUUGAGGGGAUGAUUUUCAUGUUUCUUAAUGGAAAGUUCUUGAGAGUUCGUUAACUAUAUAUCCUUCUUCAUCAUAUGCCACAUUUCUGUGUUCUAUCCAUGUGUGCACCGUCAACUGGUUUGAUUUCUAAUCCCGCCAUCAGUGACAAAUGCCGGUAUUAGAUGAAUCAACUUCAAGAUGAAACGCAGCUUUUAACUGAGACUUUAUACGAGGAAGUUGGUCAGAGGAUUGACCUUAAUGGGCCCCCCAUGUUCUAUAACCAAGAACAAAGCUUGUCACUUACUUCUUGGAUCUUGGGCAUUAUUCUCAAGAAAGUUCAUCUGUGGGCAAGCUGUGAGCGUGCAUUUUUUUUUUCUAUGAAAAAAAAUAUAUUAAAAACUUCAUAGAAGCUCUCAUGCAAUGUUAUAAUUUCUCUGAAAUCCAUUUAGGUUUAUCUGUGCAGGAACGACAAAGGUGAGAUAGAUGAUUCUGGGAAGAUCUGGGCCGUUCCAUAUCGCUGGGGAUGCAUGGUGAUCGCCUACAAGAAAAACAAAUUCAGGAAGCACAAUCUGGCUCCCAUCAAGGUUAACCAUGCCGUUUAUUUGAUAUAAUCCGAAAGAUCACCUAGAUCACUUGAAUUUAUGCGAGUAAAGUUUCUUCCCCAGGAUUGGGAUGAUCUGUGGAGAGGAGAACUCCGAGGAAAGGUGGUCAUGGUUGACUCCCCAAGGGAGGUCGUCGGUGCAGUCUUAAAGUCAAUGGGGGCCUCAUACAAUACAAAGAACAUAGACCUCCAGGUUCCUGGUGGGAUGAACGCUGUCACACAGAGAUUGGCUGCGCUUCAGAGACAGGUGCUGCAUGAUUAAUGUCUAGUGUUCUUCGGGCCCCGCUGGUCAGCGCUCUUAUUUCUCGAAAUGGGCCCUUGAUUUCAUCCUCAGCUGCUCCUCCUUGGCAGGUCCGGCUAUUUGACAGUGCCAACUACCUCAAGGCCUUUGCCACGGCCGACGCCUGGGUCGCAGUUGGGUGGAGCAGCGACAUCCUCCCCAUCGCCAGGCGGCAGUCCGGUGUCUCUGUGAUCGUCCCCAAGUCUGGAUCCAGCCUAUGGGCAGACCUAUGGGUACAUGUUCCUGCACUCUCAUGCUCCUAGUAUCUCUCCUAGUACCUACAAUCAAACUAUUUUUUAUUUUAUUUUAUUUUAUUUUAUUUACUGUUCUUGGAUUUCUUUUACCUUCUAAUCGGCGAUCCUGAGAAUUUUUUUAUUUUGACCUGAAGGGGCAUUUGACAAUCGGCUUUUUUUCUUUUUGGAAAAGAAAUUUUGUUUAUUGUUCUUGAGUUACCAGCGGCCGCCAACCAGAGAUUCAUUCCUAAACAAUUCACCGGGAAUACGAACUCUCUUUUUGGGUCAACCCAAUUUGUUGAAUUGACUUUUGUUCAUCUGGAGCAUCUCUUUCCCCUUCCAGGCGAUCCCGGCGGCGGGCAGAUUUCCGACGGAGAAAGUCGGCGGCCGGGUGAGAGGCCCCUCGCCGAUGGUCCACCAGUGGAUGGAAUUCUGCCUGCAGGCGGCGAGGGCCCUCCCCUACCAGCAGGGAGUCGUCCCCGGGGCGUCACCGUUGAGUCUGGAGGGUCCUCUCUGCAUGCCCCCUCAACGAGUCGGCAAGGGGCAACCCGAGCUUGACACAAAUCUGGUUGGCGGCGCCCCGCCGCCGGAGAUUCUCAGCAACUGUGAGUUCCUUGAGCCCUUGUCGGAGGAGGCCUCGGCGGAGCACCGGCGGCUGGUAGGUGGCAUGGCGGCGUCGGGGCAGCGGUGGAUCGGAGAGGCUCAGGACUAUCUGUCCUCGUUUUUGGCAAGGUUGGCGAGGGUUGCUCAAUAGCUGAUUCAGAUUUUUCUUUUUUUUCUUUUCUUCCCCAGAUUGUAAUCAUGCGAUUCUUAUCUUGA